UGUGACGUCACGAAUGGAGGUAAAUGUUUUCCCUGCCCUGUAAUAGAUUGAAAAACUGUUGAAAACAUCUUUCGAAGUAAAUUACACGCGAGCCGUAGAGCUUCAGUUAUUGGAAUUUGCCGUUUUUAAUUGUGAGACGAUGAUGAUACAAAUGUGAAAACGAUUGUUUGUGUACAAAGCGUAUGUGGCACCUUGUCAUUGGAAGACACGUCCUUUCCGGUGAUUCGUAAAGUGCCACAAUAUUUCCUAUUUAUUAAGAUAUAUCGUAUUUAUUACGUUAACAGUUUCAGGAUGAUGCAAGAUGUGUUAGAAGCUAAUGACCCCAUCUCACAGCCAGGUCUCAUCCAGAGAUUAAGCACAAGCAUUAAAAGGAUAUAUCAGUACUACCUAGACAAAUGGACACCUCACACCGCUUCUCGAUGGAUUUUUACAAUGGUUAUGAUCGUAGGGUUUGUGCUUCGUAUUGUGGUAAGACAGGGAUGGUAUAUCGUAUGUUAUGCACUGGGCAUUUAUCAUCUUAAUCUCUUCCUUGCAUUCCUCACACCAAAAAUUGAUCCAGCAUUUACACAAGAUGAAGAUGACGGACCAGGCUUACCCACCAAAGCAAAUGAAGAAUUCCGGCCCUUCAUGAGGCGUCUUCCAGAGUUCAAAUUCUGGUAUAGUGUCACAAAGUCCACGUUAGUUGCGUUCUUUUGUACAUUCUUUCAGCUGUUUAAUGUGCCGGUGUUUUGGCCCAUUCUUGUCAUGUACUUCAUCACACUGUUUUGCAUUACUAUGAAAAGACAAAUAAGGCACAUGAUAAAGUAUAAAUACCUACCGUUCUCCUUGGGGAAACCACGCUACCAGAGCCAAGAGAGUUCAGCUAAACCUGCUGCCCACUGACCCUGUCAUAGGAUAUCACAUUUAUUAAGCGUAGCCUACUGCAGUGCUGCUACUUUUGCGGCUGUUAAAUAUCAUUAUUUGUGGAAGUUAUUUUUGGAAGUGUACAAUACCAAGUACAGUACAGUAAAUUACAUGAACGUUGAUAGCCAUAUUGGCGCCAAUUCACUAUUUUGACUACUGUGCUUAGGUACACGGGAUUGCUCUUCACAUAUAUAAAGCCAACCUUUUGACUGCCGAUUCAUUUCCAAAUUUGAAACAUUUCAUAACUGAAUUUUGUAAUUAAUGGUCAUCAUAUUAACAAUAGUGUUAUUUUUGUCUCCAUUCUUUUAUUUUAGGCUUUCAUGUUACUCAUCAUUCCUUAGUUCUUUACUUACAAUGGAUGUUUAUACUAUACCUGUACAGUGAUUUCAUAUAGCUGUAAAAUAUUUUUAGAUGGGUUAAUCUUGUAUUUAUGUCAUAAGGAAAUGUAUAAUGGAGAUUAAAGAGUUGAAUACACUUUAGCCACUUUUUUUUUUUUUUUUUUUUUAAAGGAAUAAGGCACGUCAUUAAUAGUCAUGUUGUACAGGUAUACAGAAAUUGUAUCAAAAUCUAUUGUUUAAAUAUAGGUAGUGCUAUUACUAUAAUUGGUAUUUACUGUAUAUUAUUGUUAUUCAAGACAGAUGGUAUAGAUUUCACACCAUGAUUAAGAUUUAAAAGAAAUUUUGUAAUAUUUGUUGAAAAUGCUUUUAUAAAUGUGUAAAGGAGAAUUUUUUGGAAUGGUGAUCUUGCUAGUUUUUCCAGUAGUUUUGCUUUUAUUAUAAUGGAAAACUUUCAACCAAAUGGUUAACAAAAUUUUAGGAAAUUUGUUGUAUUAGGCCUCUUUCCAAGUCAAAGGAAUUUUGUUGUACUAUUGGACCUGUUAGCUUUUUCUUUGAAAAGACAAACAAUUUUGUUUUGCAAGUUCAGUGAUCAAAGAUUAUACUAAAAGAUAUUGAGUUGUAAAUAAUGUGCAAUGUUGAAAUAUAAUCUAAAAUAUUUUUAGAGGGGUACAAGUGUAUGGGGAGUGCACUACAUACUACUUUAGUCUUUUUCUAGAUGUUUGAUGUGAGAGUCGUGUCUCGAGAGUAAAUGAUGAUAAUAUGAUUUAAGUGAAUUUUU
Messenger RNA from Macrobrachium nipponense, 2019 nucleotides. Its product is annotated as protein RER1-like. Gene Ontology annotation, biological process: protein retention in ER lumen; retrograde vesicle-mediated transport, Golgi to endoplasmic reticulum. Bases 292 to 882 code for a protein of 196 amino acids. The record is from RefSeq and is a predicted model, not a curated record. Gene Ontology annotation, cellular component: Golgi membrane. The transcript is spliced from 6 exons. NCBI's taxonomy places the organism in Eukaryota, Metazoa, Arthropoda, Malacostraca, Decapoda, Palaemonidae.